This is a messenger RNA of Porites lobata, 5221 nucleotides long. The record is from the annotation of a GenBank genome assembly. Lineage: Eukaryota; Metazoa; Cnidaria; Anthozoa; Scleractinia; Poritidae.
GGUUCUCCUCCACUGAUAGAAUCAGUGGGAGAAGAAGUAGCUAGAGGAUGUGUGUGGGAGAACGUUUAAGGUAUAAAGUGAACGUAAAAUGGUUGAGUUGUGUCAGGAGCCCAUCAAAUUUGAUGGGCUCCUGGUUGUGUGGUAAAGAAUGGAAACUUGGGGGUUACCAAACGGCAUUGCAGUUGAUUAAGUCCUCAGUCACAGCGUAAUGAAUGAAAUGAAUUAAGGGGUUAGCAGAUGCAACAUUAGAGAGGGCAGGGCACGCAACGACAAAUUUUGAGAAAAGGACCUACAAACAACAACAAAGCAUGAAUAAAAUUUUCUGAAGCCAUUUUAAGCAUUCUGGGAGGUUGCUGGGAAAAAUGUAUCUGUUCCUCACUCCCAGCAAGACUGAUGGAAGAGUUCCAAGCCAGCAAGGUGCACCUACAACCCGCAACCUGACUUACUGGGAAGUCACCAGCAAACGUAUGUCCAGACAUUACUAGCCAGUUUGGGUGUGGUCAUGGGGCAAAAUUAAGCCCCUCAUUGGUGGGCGAGGGCGGGGUGUUGGAUAGGAAAUUGGGUGUGAGAGGGACCCACAAACUGUUGUGCAGCUAGCUAUGUCCACUAUGUGCAAUAUUGUGUAAACAAAAAUCAUAUUCAGAGUAGCAAGUGUUUAUAGAGGUACUUAGUGCAAAGGUUGCUAGAGAAACUAAUGAUUUCAUAACUUUAUAAUUUUGCCAAAAGAAGUGAUAGGCGUAUUCUGGAGACACCCUUGUAUUUAAAGGACUGUUAUCCAUUUUGUUUAUAGUUUGCCAUUCACCGAUACUCACUUUGAAACUUAACGAGGAAAAUACUUUCAGAGGACAACAUAAAUUCUCACUGUAUUUUUAUCAGGUAUAAUUUAACUAAAGUUCCACUUAAGGCCAAAAAAAAAAAACAAGCAAUAUCAUAAUCAACAACAACAAAAGCAACUACAGUAACAGUAACAAACAUCACCGUGGCUGGACGGAAAAGUUUUCAAAAAUCCCAUUUGUUAUAUGAACUAUAAUCCGAAUUAAUCUUCUUCAUCUUUGUCCUUCCGUCCCCUCCUUUACAUGUAUAUUUGCUCUGUUACUUAAAUAUUCCCUCACUGUGUUGAGAAGUUCUUUUUAUAGAUAUUUCAAUUAUUUUUGGCCAAAAAUUAGUAUUCGCCUUUCAUCAAUAUAAUGUGGCACGGGUUCCAUUUCCGGCAACGACGUGGGAGGCCAAACGCGGGUUGAGUUUCUUGUUGGUUUUCUAGCUUCAUUGCUACAAGACACUUUUUUCGCGCGUACUCUGGUUUGCCCUUUUCCUCAACUGACCCAAUACAGUACGAACCUCCAUGUGCGUCUACGACGACUUCCUCUCCCCUCGUAAGCGGCCCUAUACCACCUAUCACCACCUUUACAAAGUUUUUCAAUGGGAACCUCCUGUCAACGACCAUCUUCCUAGCGACCGCGACCACGUUUCGGGGCUGAUGGUUUCAUAAUUUUCUCCUUGUUUUUUCACCUCUUGUAAACGACCAUUUGACGCAUGAUCUGAUCUCUGCGUUCGCUGUAAGUACAGUGCUAAUUAGAGUAUAAAAAGAACCUCUAGCGACAACAUACAACUACACAUAUUGCAACUCAGAAAUUGCAGUGAACUAUAAUCUUCCAUAAAGUAAAUAUAAAUGUCCUAACCUCUUUUCAGAAGAGAACUCCUGUGGUUGGAUUCUUGUAAGUGAUCAUCUCCAGUGGUGUAGUCUUCGCUCGGGGGGUACUUCCUUAUAAGAGGCUAACGGGGAUGUGCUGCUGGAUGGGGUCGCAUUUUCAGGACUUGAUUGACUAUAAUGGGGUCGCAUUUUCAAUAGAGUUACUAGAAUGGAGUCGAAUUUUUUGGGGUAAAACAGUUCUUCAGGAGCAAACGUACCAGAAUGUUUGUACUGCAGAUGAAAAGUAAAGUGUUCUUCAUUCAAUCUAAAAAAUGGGUCAAUUCAUAAAAAUAGAAAGUGACUAAGAUGGGGUCUAUAAUUGGGCGCAGAAUAGACUAUAAUUUGGUUGGGGCUCUGAGAGGCCAGCGGCACAUACCCAGCAAAAAUCAACCCAAGUCCCCCCUCACCCCAACCCCCUCCGCUGGGGUCUUCGCAGUUUGGGUGGUCAAAUUGCGGGAGGUUCGACUGUAUUUCCUGAUCCGAAAAUAACAAUGAUGUUAACAAAAACAACAAUAAUAAUGAUACUGAUAAUAAUAAUAAUAAUAAUAAUAAUAAUAAUAAUAAUAAUAAUAAUAAUAAUAACAAUUACUAGCGAAAAGCACUAUAACUACGAGUAAAUAAUAAUAAAAACGUCUGAAAAAACAGACACCAGAUAGGUAUUGAGCCCUCAAGCUGUAACUAUACGUCUUCCUUGAAUCGAACCAAACAACAUUACUGCUUUGAGUGAAUUCCCAGUGGGAUAUCACCAAAUUGUGUGCGUGUUUCAGUUACCCUCACUCCGAUAAAUUUUAGACCUUAUUGCGAGACACACUGAAUGAAAAGCUGUAGAGUCGAUUCCGGCUGAGAAGACAAUUGGUUCUCAUUAAGAUAUAUUCCGAGAAGUUAAGUUAACUUUCACACGACGUUUUUUUCAAGUCACGAAUUUUAAUUAAUCACCCGAGACUGCCCGAGAUCUGUCUCGUUUCGCGAAAUUUAGUGCCCGCCAACAAUUUGGUACAUUCCUAAAAAUCGAGAACUUUUAAAAAGCAAAAAAAAGAUAAUAAUAAUAAUAAUAAUGAUGAUGAUGAUUUUUCUUUGCUUUUUGUAAAUACUUUAUUUGAAAUAUGUUGCCUGACAAAAAAUGAACGAACAGGGUAACAACUAACAUCAACUAGAAUACAGUUUUUCACUGAAAUACAAUAAAUGUCUACCCAAAUAAUAUAAUAAAAUAUCAUAAAAUAAAAGACUCUAGAACAAGAAUAACUAGCACUAAAGCUAACCCAUAUAGAUUUGUCUACUAACACCACGAGGCGUGAUUAUCAUUUACAUUAACAGAGUAUUUGCUACUUUGAGAAUUGAAAUAUAAAUAGUGCGACAAAGCAAAAGAGCUAACAAACAAACAAGCAAACAAACAAACAGAAUUUUUUAUGAUUUACUAACUAUGAUGACGAUAAGGCAAAUCGCUCUAUCUCAGGCUGAUUAGAAAUUUAAAAGUUUUUUCGAGGCAUGCACCACCGUGACUAGAAAUUAAAACACCCACUUCCUCGAUGAUUACUUUAUUGGAAAACGGUCUUAUUUGUCAUUUUCCUGGAUCAGUGGAGUAUAAAUUUCCGUUGUGUAUUAUAUCGAAAUUCGCACAUGUAUUUUUUGUGCUGGGAUUUUUGUACGUAUUAUAUAAUAUACAUCUUUCUUUACAUACUUAACAGUUAAACAAAACAGUACUGUUUUGGAACUAACCAAAAAAAUAAAGUCUGAAAAGAUUUUUUUUAUUUUCAGUGACCUGGUUACGUCCAAAUGAGUCUGGCUGCAUGGGUGAUCCUGACCUCCUAUAAUUAUCCUUACUUAUUAGGAUAAUGUUUUCCGUUUCUGUCCCCUCGUGAGAUAAGGUUUUUCAUGAGGUCACGUCCCUAACUCUAAACUGUUUCUUAAUUCUACGACAAAUUAUUCAACAUCAAAGGAGAAACCUAGACUGCAAAACAGUCCGUAUUUUUGCGUAUUCAAGUACGCGCGAGCAGUCAAACAAGCGGGGGGGCGUGGGGCUUGCCGCGUAAGACUAUUACGCCACGCUUUACCGAUUUCUUUACUGAUUUUGAGAAAAAAACCAACUGUUUUGCAGUCUAGGAGAAACCCAGAGCAAGUGAUAUAAUCAAGCCAGGCGGUGGGGUGGUUUAAGAUUUAAGGUUUAAGGUUUCUCUUUUUUUCCGCGGAGGUUUUACACGUAUGAAAAUGCAAAGGAUUUUAGUGACGCAUCGCCUGUUUAGACCUUUUAUUACGCUAAAGCACUAACUUUUCAGGGACUUUAUUUCUCGUAUGUAAGGGAGCGAUGGAAUCACCUUUAUUAGGAGGUGUUGGUAACCAAAGAAGACCCCAAUGCAAUGAUCCCGAUUCGCGAAGGGUAACUUUGAAAGAAGUAGUGGGUCGGCCUGUAUGGCAGGCAGGGGCACCCAAUGGAUUUGUUUCCUCAAAAUAUCUGUUCUUCAGGCAAAUUUUUGCUGGCUGGAAGAUGUCCUUAGAAGGAAAGUGUUGCUGGGCAAAAGACAAUUCAGGGUGUGUGAGGCAAUUGAUGUCUAGAAUAGCUGGUAUGUGUUCUUUGUGAAAAACCUCCUUUCCUCCUCCCCCUCCACCAAAGGGGUGAAUUUCUCCCCUAGGCCACGCCCAUUUUCCUUCCAAACCCCCUACUGAAAGUCUGAAUUUUGCCCUAUGACCACACCCAAACUGGCCAGUAAUGUCUGGACAUACGUGUGCUGAUAAACUUCCCAGUAAGUCAAAUUGUAGGUUGUAGAUGCACCUUGCUGGCUGGAAACUCUUCCAUCAGUCUUGCUGGGAGUGAGGAGCAGAUAGCUUUUUCCCAACAAUCUCUUAAAGUGCUUAAAAUCGCUUCAGAAAGCUUUAUUCUUGCUUUGUUGUUGUUUUUAGGCCUUCUUCUCAAAAUUUCCCUUUGGGUGUUCUUAUGCAGGGGCUCACAUCGUAGGUAUCUGUUUGUCUCAUACACAAGUGUCCGUUUGGAAGGUGGACUGUUUUCUGUAUGAUGAUCCUGUGGAUUCGUCAAGCCGAGAAAGAGCAAGGCCACCUUUUCCUGCAUGAAUUGAUGAACAUAAACAUUCCGCUUUUGGGAAAUAUCUCUGUGAUGCCCACAAUUUCCAUUUACCCCUAUCAUGGAAUGUACACUUCAGUUUUCCAUCCUGAAAAGUUGCUAGGGAAAAUGAAACCUAGUUCUCAGGGAAAGAGCACUGGGACUAUUUUACGAAAUCAGUAAUACUCGCCUCGGCAGUAAAGGGUCUCGGAUACAAGGGCCCAGUCGCCCGUUCUUAGACCAGACUGCUAUACCAUGCUGAUGAGCCCCCCAAUAAGGGCGAAACACUGGCUGUCCAUGGCUACCACUGUCUGGGUGAUAUGGCCUUGCGCAUGCGUGAGGUACUGGCCAGGCGAUGGGUUGGUGUAUUUGUGCCCCUUACUUUAAGUUUUGAAUUUACUGGCGAUCAGAUCAGGGUGGACCCGCCUUCUCCGCUCAGCCAACAGCUUCCAUAUGCGUUGUUUGGAACUGGCGAUUAA